GUUCUAUCUGACGCCAUAGAACAUCAUUCUGGAACGGUCUCUUGUGCCGUAUUUUGUGGACAAUGCGUACUUUGUGUCACAGAUUCGUUUGUUUCUCCGUCGGGAAGUCAAUGGUGAAGUGUUGCUUUACACCCUAUGCUACUGUCACAUAGGGGGAAGCUAUGUCACGUGACCGGUUGCCCUCGCUGCCCAUGUCAGAGAACAAGACAAGGGUUGAACGACUGUCACGUGAAGGACGGUCCUCCCUGCUACUGAAGAAAGACGCCCCCGAGGAAAAGGCGGACGAAGAAGACGAUGACAAGGAGAAGAAAACAGGGCUCUUUACCAAGUACGGCAGGAAGGUUGCCAUAGCAACGAGGUUGAUGCGCAAGAAACCGAAGGAGGAAGAACAGGAAGAUCAGGCUGACUUUGUCCGGAGAAAAUUCCUUUUCGACACCAAGCUAACUGUGAUCGGUUCCAAAAUGAUCCAUGCCCUUGCCGACCAAGAAGAACUAGUGAACAUCCAUGACAUCAUCGACAUGGAUGACGAGGGGAUAGAGGACUUUGUGGCUCGGCGUGUGGGCGCCAUGUUGGACUCCAUGAUCUUCCGACUCAUCGUCUUUGGUCUGAUCAUCGUCAACUCCGUCCUCAUCGCCAUGCAGACAGACGAGCAGUUGUCCAUCGACUACGCGGCGCUGUUCUCUAUCUUUGAUCAGUUCGUACUGACAAUCUUCAUGUGGGAGAUUCUCUUGAAGUGGUACUACGGCUUCGUCGUCUUCUGGAAGGAGAGUUGGAACAUCCUGGACUUUGUCAUCAUUCUUGCCCUGCUGCUGGGGCCAACUCUGAAGUUCCUCGGCAGUAGCAGGAUUCUGAGAAUCCUCCGAGUCCUCCGAGCGUUCAGAAGUCUGCGAAGUGUUAGCGCAAUGGCUGGGCUGUCUAUGAUCGUGCAGACUGUCAUGCAGUCCAUACCAGACAUGGCGAAUAUCGUGCUGCUGCUGCUGAUCCUGCUCACCGUGCUCGGUGUGUCCGGAGUCACGCUCUUCGGCAAGCAGGUGCAGGACUUCGCUGACCUCCCCACAGCCAUGUUUUCGCUGUUUAUCUGCGUGACUCAGGACGGUUGGAUGAAGAUUUUCACCAGCUUUCAGGACCUAGGCGGGAACUACUACAUGGGCGGAGCUAUCUACUUCAUGAUCUCCAUCACAAUCGGUGCUUUCGUUUUCGCUAACCUGGUUGUCGCCGUGGUGGUCACCAACCUGGACAAAGCAAUGAAAGAAGUGAAUGAAGAGCGGAAAAAGCUGGAGGAUACUUUGUCGACUAAGCCAAAAGAUCACCCAGGAGAGUCAGACGAGUCAGCGCACAGACACAGCGGAGCGGACAAGGUUCCCCUGUUCUACAUGGCGGACUUGUUCAAGCACACGCACGUCGGGAACCAAGUGCCUCUACAGCAUGUGGACCUGCGGAAGUUGUCCCUGGACCGUGUGGAGAACUACCUGCUGAUUCUGAUCACAAUGGAGAAGAACCUGGCCGAGUACAAGGAACUGCGUCAGCAGCUGGAACAGAUCUUCACAACAGUUCAUGACCUUAACCAGAAGAGAACAGUGGCAGAGCAGUCCUCCUCUUCCUCGCGCAUGCUGGCCAAGCUCAGGCUCAUAGCAGAGGACACAGUAGAUCCCAACCUGGGGACCAAAGGAGACAUCCUGUCAAACCUGAUGGGCAUGAAGGAACCACAGCCAACUUCAGCCGAGCCCCAGCGGUUAGCCGGCAGGUCACGCAGACAAUCUUCUAUCGCACCUGGCGAGUACAAAGAUCUCAUUGGCGAGGCUGCCAAGCAGAUUGCACGCCGGAACAUGUCCAUAUCAGACCCUUCCUAGUGUGGCUACUUCCUGUGAGGAAGGAAGCUGCUAGCCUGAGUGUUGUCCUAGUUGAGGUCCUGGGGCUCCCAUACUCCCCUCUCAUCACCUAGGUGGGGGGAGUAUGGAAGCCACUGUAAUGGAACUGCAAUCAAACUUCUUGAAUCUGCAUUAAAGAUGAAGCUACAAAAAUUUCUCCACCAUUUUUUGCAAA
Branchiostoma floridae (Florida lancelet) is the source of this 2043-nucleotide messenger RNA. Its product is annotated as cation channel sperm-associated protein 4-like. Gene Ontology annotation, biological process: transmembrane transport; sperm capacitation; flagellated sperm motility. The coding region runs from base 162 to 1850 and encodes 562 amino acids. NCBI's taxonomy places the organism in Eukaryota, Metazoa, Chordata, Leptocardii, Amphioxiformes, Branchiostomatidae. Gene Ontology annotation, molecular function: voltage-gated calcium channel activity; calcium-activated cation channel activity. The transcript has 16 exons. The record is from RefSeq and is a predicted model, not a curated record. Gene Ontology annotation, cellular component: membrane; CatSper complex; sperm principal piece.